This is a messenger RNA of Aspergillus tanneri, 1479 nucleotides long. Its product is annotated as integral membrane protein TmpA. The transcript has a single exon. Lineage: Eukaryota; Fungi; Ascomycota; Eurotiomycetes; Eurotiales; Aspergillaceae. The record is from RefSeq and is a predicted model, not a curated record. Gene Ontology annotation, biological process: sexual sporulation resulting in formation of a cellular spore; regulation of conidium formation; conidium formation. The coding region runs from base 1 to 1479 and encodes 492 amino acids.
AUGGAUUUGUCAGAAAAGAAUGUUGUGUCGAUACCUCCUGUGGCCAAGCAUGCCUGGCGAACAACCUGCCCUAGUGAUACAACGCUGGCAGACAUCGAGCAUACUAUAGACAAGAGCGUUCCUAACUUAGAUGAACAUCAAUGUCCACAGACUGGUGAUUCAUUUGAUGUGGAAGCCCAAGUCAACCGGAAGAAGAGAUUUGCCUUAGUCCGGUAUGCCAUCCUGGAUAUAUACCGUCGUCUUUUCACCCUGGUCUUCUGUGCCAACGUUGCCGCCUUCGUGGCCAUCCUGACAUCGGACGAGAAGCUCCUGGCAUUGGUGAACGCAACCGCCGCCAACCUUUUAGUGUGUGGUUUGGCUCGUCAGCCUCUGGUGGUGAAUAGCAUCUUCUUCCUUGUGUGCUUGAUCCCCCGGACCGCUCCCAUGUUCCUUCGUCGUACUGCAGCGAAGGUAUAUCAUUAUGGUGGCGUCCAUAGCGGAUGCGGCGUCGCCUCUUUUAUUUGGUACGCAGGCUUCGUCGGAUUGAUGUCCAAGGAAUACUGGGCUCCAUCGACGGCCACGACCUCGAUCUCAGUUGCACCUGUAGCCCUGGCAUAUGUCAUCCUGGUCUUGUUGUUGGCAAUAAUCAUCGUGGCCUAUCCCGGCUUCCGCUUCAAAAAGCACGACUACUUCGAGCUCACCCAUCGUUUCUCUGGAUGGCUCAUAGUGGCCCUUUUUAUUAUCCUGCUGCUGGUCUUUGCCGAGGAGACCAGCCGGGCUGCACAGAUCCCGCUGGGUCAAUUCUUGAUUCAGCUCCCUGUCUUCUGGUUUUUGAUGGUCACUGUCGUUGCCAUCAUCCACCCGUGGGUGUUCCUCCGGAAAGUCCCUGUGCGGCCUGAGUAUCUGUCCCCUCACGCCAUCCGGCUUCAUUUUAGCCAUACCACCACGACCUUCGGUAAGGGCAUCCAAUUGGCCAAACACCCCCUUCAGGACUGGCAUGGCUUUGCCACGUUCCCAAAUCCCGACGGUCAGGGCUUCUCCUGCUUGGUCUCUAAAGCUGGCGACUGGACCUCGGCCUGCAUCAAAGAUCAGCCCACCUAUCUCUGGAAGCGCGGGGUGCUGGUCUUCGGAUUUGCGUACGCGAUGCGGCUGUUCAAGCGAAUCGUCGUGGUCACAACGGGGUCUGGUAUCGGGCCGUGCCUUUCAUUCUUGGGGGAUGACAACCGACCGGAACUCCGAGUCGUGUGGCAGACCCGAGCCCCGUUGAAAACGUACGGGCCGGAUGUCCUCAACCUGGUCUCCAGAAUGGAUGCCAACCCGGUGGUGAUCGAUACAGAUCAGUCAGGGCGGGUGGACAUGAUACCGCUCAUUCGACGGCUGGUCCAGGAAUUCGAAGCAGAAGCAGUUUGCGUGAUCAGUAACCCAGUGGUGACAAAAAAGGUGGUCUAUGAAUUAGAAUCAAGCAGAGUACCGGCGUUCGGGCCUAUAUUUGAUUCAUGA